AUGGCGCAGGCGCAGGUGGGCCACCACCUAUUGUGCGGAGGAUUAAGACUAAUCACUACGACGGCGACAACAGGAAGAAGAAGAAGAACAGCCACCAUGGCCACCUCCGUUUCCGCCUACCAGAAGCUUCUCGCCGUCGGCACCAAGAUCAUUGCCGUCGGCCGCAACUACGCCGCCCACGCCAAAGAACUCGGCAACGCCGUCCCCAAGGAGCCGGUGUUGUUUAUGAAGCCAACGUCGUCGUAUUUGGAGAACGGAGGUAAGAUCGAAGUUCCCCACCCUUUGGAGUCCUUGGAUCACGAGGUGGAACUUGCCGUCGUCAUCGGCCAAAAGGCCCGUGAUGUUUCCGAGGCUUCUGCCAUGGAUUAUGUCGGAGGUUAUGCGCUUGCAUUGGACAUGACUGCCAGGGAAAUCCAAGCUGUUGCAAAGUCUGGAGGUCUUCCAUGGACUGUUUCCAAGGGCCAAGACACCUUCACACCAAUCAGCUCUGUUUUGCCUUGCUCAAUGAUUCCUGAUCCUCACGAUGUAGAAUUGUGGUUAAAGGUGGAUGGAGCUAUUCGGCAGAAGGGCUCUACGAAAGAUAUGAUUUUUAAGAUCCCAUAUUUGAUUAGCCACAUAAGUUCUCUCUUUACCCUUCUCGAAGGAGAUGUUAUUCUAACAGGCACUCCUCAAGGUGUAGGUCCUGUUAAGGUUGGUCAAAAGAUAGAGGUUGGUAUCACAGGCAUAUUGGAUAUUAAUUUUGAUGUUGGAAGACGGAAGAGUCUGAAAAGUUGA
This is a messenger RNA of Oldenlandia corymbosa var. corymbosa, 774 nucleotides long. Lineage: Eukaryota; Viridiplantae; Streptophyta; Magnoliopsida; Gentianales; Rubiaceae. The record is from the annotation of a GenBank genome assembly.